Molecule: messenger RNA, 561 nt
Organism: Brassica oleracea var. oleracea
Lineage: Eukaryota; Viridiplantae; Streptophyta; Magnoliopsida; Brassicales; Brassicaceae
Product: tubulin alpha-3 chain-like
Exons: 4
Biological process (GO): mitotic cell cycle; microtubule cytoskeleton organization
Cellular component (GO): microtubule; cytoplasm
Molecular function (GO): structural constituent of cytoskeleton; GTP binding
Source: RefSeq, a predicted model, not a curated record
CUUUACUGCCUCGAACAUGGGAUCCAGCCCGACGGCAUGAUGCCCAGUGAUACAACGGUUGGUGUUGCGCACGACGCUUUCAACACUUUCUUCAGCGAGACUGGUGCUGGAAAGCAUGUUCCCAGAGCCGUCUUCGUUGAUCUGGAGCCUACUGUUAUCGAUGAAGUCCGUACCGGAACGUACCGUCAGCUUUUCCAUCCGGAGCAGCUUAUCUCUGGGAAAGAGGACGCUGCUAACAACUUCGCAAGAGGACAUUACACUGUUGGUAAGGAGAUUGUGGACCUUUGUCUUGACCGUGUGCGGAAGCUUGCCGAUAACUGUACCGGCUUGCAGGGGUUUUUGGUGUUUAACGCUGUUGGUGGAGGAACUGGUUCUGGUUUGGGUUCUCUGUUGUUAGAGCGUUUGUCCGUUGAUUAUGGAAAGAAGUCUAAACUUGGCUUCACCAUUUACCCUUCUCCUCAGGUUUCUACUGCUGUUGUAGAGCCUUACAACAGUGUUCUCUCAACGCAUUCUCUACUCGAACACACCGAUGUUGCUGUCCUCUUGGAUAACGAAGCCAUC